AUGUCAUCGCCAACACUACUAUCCAAGCCAGUCGGUCCCAUUGGCUUCGGCCUCAUGGGCCUGACCUGGCGGCCUAACCCUCAACCAGCCGAGGAAAGCUACAAAGCCAUGUCGACAGCGCUCGCACAAGGUGCAAACUUCUGGAACGGCGGCGAAUUCUACGGCACGGUUGAGAGAAACUCGUGCCAUCUCCUGAACGAGUACUUCACCAAGAACCCCGGUGACGCCGACAAAGUCGUUCUGAGCAUCAAAGGAGGAGCGGAGCGAGGCGGACUCAUGCCGGACGGCUCACGCACCAACGUCCGCCGCAGCGUCGAGGACUGCCUGGCGAUCCUGGACGGGAAGAAGAGCAUCGACAUCUUCGAAUGUGCGCGCGUCGACCCCAAGACGCCUGUGGAAACCACGGUCAAGGCAUUGGCCGAGCUGGUCCAAGAAGGAAAGAUCGGCGGCAUCGGCCUCUCGGAAGUGAAAGCCAGUACGAUCGAGAAAGCGGCGGCGAUCCACCCGAUCGCCGCCGUCGAAGUCGAACUCUCGCUCUGGGCGCUCGACAUCCUGCGCAACGGCGUGGCCGCGACGUGUGCGAAGCUCAACAUUCCCAUCGCGGCGUACAGCCCGCUCGCACGCGGCGGCAUCUUCGGCGACAUCCGCAAGAACGCCGACAUCCCGGACGACGACUUCCGCAAGCACCUGCCCAAGUUCCAGGACGAUGUGCUCGAUCACAAUAACCAGAUCACCGAUGAAGUGCUUAAGCUGGCGGAGAGGAAGGGGGUCACGGCUGCGCAGGUCGCUAUUGCUUGGGUGCGUGGUCUGAGCGGCAGGACUGUCCCGUUGGGUGUUGAUGGCGAGAAUGUCACGUUCGGCACCAUCAUUCCUAUCCCUGGCGCGACGAAGUCGGAGCGUGUCGUCGAGAAUACGAAGAGUGGAGAGGUCGUGCUGACUGAUGAGGACUAUGACGAGAUCACUGAGAUCUUGAAGAGGACGCAGACCAAGGGUGAUCGGUAUCCGGCAGGGUUGAACUCGUUGUCAGAAGGUUGA
This is a messenger RNA of Exophiala bonariae, 1035 nucleotides long. RefSeq lists its product as uncharacterized. Gene Ontology annotation, cellular component: cytoplasm. The transcript has a single exon. Bases 1 to 1035 code for a protein of 344 amino acids. The record is from RefSeq and is a predicted model, not a curated record. Lineage: Eukaryota; Fungi; Ascomycota; Eurotiomycetes; Chaetothyriales; Herpotrichiellaceae.